Messenger RNA from Falco peregrinus (peregrine falcon), 3781 nucleotides. RefSeq names its product claudin 20 (gene CLDN20). Gene Ontology annotation, molecular function: structural molecule activity. Gene Ontology annotation, cellular component: plasma membrane; bicellular tight junction. Bases 99 to 758 code for a protein of 219 amino acids. Lineage: Eukaryota; Metazoa; Chordata; Aves; Falconiformes; Falconidae. The transcript has a single exon. Gene Ontology annotation, biological process: cell adhesion; bicellular tight junction assembly. The record is from RefSeq and is a predicted model, not a curated record.
UACACAGAGGGCUACAGCCUUGGCUACAAAGCUACCAACCAGUUACAUUCAUUUACAAGAGAGAAAGGGCAGACAAAACGUGACAGCAGAUAAUCAUCAUGGCAUCAGCAAGCCUGCAGUUCUUUGCUUUUGUUCUGGCUUUGUUUGCUGUUUUUGGAGAUAUCACAGCCACAUUGCUACCAAACUGGAAAGUAAAUGCAGAUGUUGGUUCCAAUAUCAUAACAGCAAUAACACAGAUGCAAGGACUUUGGAUGGACUGCACAUGGUACAGCACCGGGAUGUUUAGCUGUAGCCUGAAAUACUCCGUUCUCUCUCUCCCUGUCUACAUCCAGGCUGCUCGGAGCACCAUGGUACUGUCUUGUAUCCUAUCAGCCUUUGGGAUCUGCAUCACUACAGUUGGAAUGAAAUGCACGAAGCUGGGAGGGGACACUGACAGCAAAAGUCACGCCUGUUUUGCUGGAGGAGUCUGCUUCAUUCUUGCAGGAAUCUUUGGAUUAGUACCAACAUCCUGGUACCUGAGAGAAAUUAUUUCAAAUUUUCUGGACCAAACCAUUCCAGAGAGCAGUAAACAUGAACCAGGAGGAGCAGUUUAUACAGGAUUCAUUUCAGCAGGGUUUCUGCUGAUCGCAGGUGUGAUCUUCUGCACUUCCUGUUUUAAAAAGCAGCAAGGAGCAUGGAUUUACCCUCCAAAGCAGCACCAUUUCCCAACCACAGAGCAGGAGAGCAACGCAGGUUACAACCUGAAGGACUAUGUGUAAAUGCAGAUAUUUCUAUCCAUUGAGGCUUUUUUUUUUUUGUGCUAGAUGUAGUUUGAUUAUUUCAAAGAAUGUGUAACAUCGCACUUUUCUUUCACCUGGUUUGCAGUUUAUGUUUAAGCAAGGUAUUUCAUUUGUAGUGGCAUCCUCAAAAAGAAUGAAGUAGAAAACAAAGCUUAAGCCUGCUAAAAGAAUAUAUUUUUGCUGAUUUUUCAAACCAUUCCUUUUGACUUUCCAAGUAAUAUUGAAUAAUAAUAAAAAAAAUAUCUACAAUAUAUAUAUAUAUAAAAACCGUAACUGAUAGGACAAUUACUAUACUGAUGGCUUGUUACAGCAAAGAUGCUUAAAACCUAACUGCCUUCUAUUUAGUAUAGCAGGCUAUCAAUAACAUAUAGUAUUUUACAGCAUAUUUUACAAUUUUAUCUUUAUUUUAAUUAUGAUGCAAGGGAAAAAAAAAACCAACCACUCUGUCCAAGAAGACCAAUACAAUGGUUUUUAAAUAGCAGACACAUCUGCCUUUCGUUUUCAGUUCUAAAUUGCAUCGGUAACCAGAUUUCUUUAAAAAAGGUAAUAUAUACAAAGACACACAAAACCCAAGCCAAAACAAAAAACCACAACAAAACCCCACAGCCCAAACCUUAGCUGCAUUGUAUGUUCUGCGUAUCAGGCUGAACAAUCAGCAGUACCAUUCAGAUCUUGCCAAAAAUGGCUCUCCCACCCCAAACUGCCAGCUGCUGUGGGUUUCAUUUAUUAUUGUUAAAGAAAUGUCUACUCAGCAUUAAUGAAUUGCUCCCAAUCUAUCACUACACAAUGGCUGUUAGGUUUGAGAAGCAACACGACAACAGAAAUGUAACAAUGACUAUGAAAACACCUGCAAACUGUAACAUGCAGGAUACAAACUACAUGAUCUAUGCUUAAGAAAAAUCUGGAAGCAUUCUGGCUUACACUUGCUCAAAGUAGCUUUUAACAGCUCAAAUACUACAGCUACAAUUGAGGGCCGUCUAAGUUUCUGGCCUUCUAAAGUACCUUUGUAAGGCCUCUGAAUCAGCAUUUUAGGGUCUCUUUCAGGCCCACUCCCAUGUAUUCUAUUACUGUAAAAUGUAACAUACAGUGGUGGCACAGUAAGCUUCUUUAUUUAUUUUCUUAACUCCUUUAUUUUAAUUAAUACCCUUGGUCCCUUUAACCUUUUCUGUCAACACACAGAUUUUCUUUUGUAUUGGUCACCGGCAGAGUAUGUUCUAUCUCAAUGCUUCCCUAAACAAGAAUCAAACCGAUGUUAAUUUGCUAGCAUAGAUAAGAGAAUGAAAAGAGGUAUGAUACAGACCUUUAAAUUUAGGUAUGUGCUGGACAAGUCUUUCAACAAAACCAACUGCUACUUAUAUUCAACUUUCAUUUCAUCAGACCAAAAUUCACUAAAACAGUAUGAAGGGGCCUUAACAUUAUAUGUAUACUUCAUUGGAAAAAGUAGAAUCUUCUGUUACAGCAUUUAAGAAAUGGAAUGUUUUAUGCAUCUAAUAUGUAAAGAGUCUCUAUUCCAAUAUACAUAGAAUAGAAUUAUGUCUUGCUUGUAUUAGUACUGUUACAUAGACAUUUUGAGUUUUCUAUGUAUUCAUCAAGGAGCUUGUCUUGUACUAUUCCUAAUACUAGUAUCAGCAGUUACUCAGUAUUGCAGAGACUUAGCUAUGACCAAGAAGCCAGAUUCUCUUUGCUUAAGACACAAUGCUGUGCAGCACCAUUCCAUUCCAUCAGCCAAGAGUCUUUUACGUCUCAACGUUCAUAGCAUUGUUGAAAUAAUAUUCGUUCCUUGAAAAAAUGAGGUUAACUCCUCAUUCCCAAGAACAUGCAUCUCCACCUUUAGUCAGAGGUUUGACAUGACACUAACCUGUGAUCACUGCUAUGUAUGAGUUAAAACUAACAUUUGUAAAAUAAGAAACAAAGGCAUUUUCACAGGCAGACAUAAGAAAGAGGUAAUAAUUGCGUACUAUAAGCAAAAUGAAGUAUUCAUCGGUUACAAAAGCAGCUAAUUUUUCUUCCUAAAACUUUAUACAGAAGUACCUGAACUUGUUACAUCUGUAAAACAAAAAUCAACCACUGAGCCAGUUCAUUCACAAUAGGCUGCAACAGCCUUCCAAGAAAACAAAGAUUCUGUCAGAAAUGGUAACAUUUAAAAACACAUCAGUCCACGGCUAAAAGAACAGGGACAAGACAAUAUCAAUCUACAAUAGGCAUUUGAAGGAAACAAAAUAUAGUGAAAACAGGUGUCACAUCUGUCUGAAAAAUUUGUACUUUCUGCUUUUGCAAUAUAAGCAAUACUUCUUUUAACUCAAUGUAUUAAAUAAAAAUACACUCGCCUUUAGUGGUACUGCCUUUUUUAUUCAACAGACUACCAACUGACUGUAGGAUUUCCUAAUACUAAGACAUCAGUCACAAUUGUAUGUGUUACCUCUCUCAGUCAACUGUGGCCUUUUCAGUACAGGAAAAUGGGAAUAUCAGUCAUAGCUUCCCAAUUCUGAGGCACAGUCAGCACAAGACACUUGACUAUACUAGCUCUACUAUGCCCUCAAAUUGUAUCCACCACUGAGAAACCACCAUCACAGAAUUGGAAUUCUGCCUUUACUCAACCCUAUUUCACAUAAUUAACAGUGAGAUGACAUCCUGACAUUAUUUUUCCUUCAGCAGAAGACUGGAGAAAAAAACCCCACCCUAACCCAAAAAUGCAAAGCAAAAAAUAAGAUGUCUUAAGCAUGAUCAUUUUUCUUCACAACAGACUGCUGUCACAACUAAUAAUUUAACAUACCUUAACAGCUACUUGCUCAAAAAAUACUAACAAAAUUUUAAAUCAUCAUCAGAAUAUGCCCAGAUAGAGGCCUUAAAAUUCACUGUGAUAAAAGAGAGAACAACCUUCUAAAGGUUCUCAAGAGGUAAGCCUUAAGAUGAAAAAGACCAAGAGAGAGACUAUGAUAAGGGGGAAACAAGAUACAUUGAUGAGAUCAACCAACCAGUUUAUGAGGAAUUUUCGUAAGCUG